GACGAUAUGUGUGUGUGUGUGUAAAGGAGACAUACACAUAACAUAAGAGAGGCUGUAGAAGUGUUAUAAAUCUCUUUACGGGCGAUUAUUUUGUUUCGUUUCCCUUUCUGGCUUAUUAUUAUUCUCGACGGCCCUUGUGAGUCGUCGUCGUCGUCGUCGGAUAGCCUUCUUCCCGUCUCGAGCCUUUUUUCUUACUGCUCUUCUACUGCAUAACCUCUAUUCCUUUUUCCUUUUUUUAUUUUCGUUAGUCUUUAUUUUAUUUGAUUUUUUUAUGUUCAUCUGUCGUCCUUAGUAGACAAACCAAACAAAAAUUUUUAAGAGUUUUCACACACUGGCUGGCAGCUAGCGCGGGUGGAGGGCUACUAUUCGGUUUGGCGUGUCUGCCGUGUGGAUAUAAAAAUAACUCUCUCACUCAGUUACAGACCGAAAGAGUCGAAAGUGAAUCAGGAGAAGAGACUGGAACACACAGCAUCCAACCAGUUGCAGAACGUUGACUUCCCGGUCCUCCCGUAUAUAUACUCCGCGCACCCUUUUAUUGCUUUUUUUUUCCCUCCCUCUUCGUUUUUCUUUUUAACUCUCCUUCAUCCUUCGUUUUCUCGACACUUUUCGGGCGUCGCUGCCGUCGAAUCCUCCGCUCCUUCUUGUGACCAGCGCGCCUGGUGUUGCCGAUUCAGUCAGACUUGGUCCUCUGUCGAGUGCGCGCUUUCCUUCGUUUCUCUCUCCCCAAACCCUCCCUGCGUAUUCCCUCUUGCGUCACAUCAUUUUUGGCACUGCCAAGUGCAAUCGUCGGGAGAUCGAGAGAAAAUAAAAAACACCGUGAGGAUAAAACAACACAAGUUGCAGGCGAAAUUCUAUUACUACACCACUUGGCUCUCUUUUGAUUCUCCGUCUUUUGCGGAUGGAUCGGACGGCGAUCGACUGGCCGCCUGCCGGAUCAUCUUUCGAAGCGGAUGUUUUGAUUUGUGUCGCUGGCCCAUCAUCUCCUUCCAAGUGCUGCGAUUCAAAGUUACAAAGUCCGCCGUAACAUUGCCCGCUGCCGGGAGAUUUGAAACAGAUUUUUUCACUGUGAAAAAGAGCGGAAAAAAAGGCCGACUAACAAGCUCUAGCCAAAGAAACUCGUACGCAUUGUUGGCGUUCGGUUCCGUGUCCCAUUGUCAUCGAUAUUCAUUAAUCCUCCCGUUUUUCGGGAGUAAAAGAAUUGUUCUUUUUUUUUUACUGGGGGGGUCUAUUUGGUUCAGCUCUUAUUUUGUUGUUAUUCCGUUUGGAAAGAAAAAGAAAUUCGGACCCUACUCCAUAUCCUUUACGGCUUAUCAAUGACUUGUGAAAGGUUUCGUCUGAUGUUUGACUCUUUCCUUCUGUUGAAGCCGUUCGUCGACUCGGUGGCGAUGAUCGUCUCCCUGCUCCCUCCCGCCCCAGCAAUCCCGUAUUUCAAAAAGUCAGGAUCUAUCCAAGCGGAGAGCAACACAGUCUACUAGUUUUUGUCCAACUGAUACUAUUAAAAAAAAAAAAAAAGAAUUGCUUCCGGAUUUUAGUUAUUUGAAACUUUUUUUUCCCUUUCUCUUUUUUUUCAUUUUCACGCUUCAUCACACCUGUCCCUAGUCACAUGACUAACGCGACUGGCCCAUCAGUUUAAUCCAACUCCAAUUUCACGUUGAUCGCACUCUUUUUCAAACUUUCCAUUUGCCUUUUUCUUUUUUUUUGGGUUGUUGUCGGACGGGAAACUUGUUAUAAGCUAAGCUAGCUAGUCCUAGAGUUCUUGAUUCGAUUCCCUCACUUGGGUUCAGCCGGCCCCCUGCGCCCAGCCAACGGUCAACACGCCGCAUUACAACAAUUGCCCGGGCCCCAUUGUAAUCGUUUAUUCCGUCUAUAGUCCUCUCCUGGGUGCGCGUUUACUCUCUCUCUCUCUCAUUCGCUAUAGCGUUUUAUUUUUGAUGCGCUUCUUUUAUUCGCCGCUGUGGACCGAAAAAAAAAGUUUAAUCUCAAGUCAAACGAACCAAUAGAGAAAUCAUAACUAAGAGCCCCUAGCGUUGGCUACGUCGCCAAAAUAAGUCAAGACAAAAGAAGAAAAAGAAGACUCUCCUCUCGACGUCAUUAGCGUCUGGCAAGCGGAAAUCCCUUCAGACUAACCGCACUCUUGUUUUUCUGUGUUUAUUUUGAUAUUGUUCCAAAAACGUACUGUCCCUUUUGAUAUUUUUGGGGCGACCACCACCUCCUCCUUUCACCUACUCUCUCUCUCUCUCUUUCUCUCUGUCGCCUGCCUUUCAAGAAGAAAAACGUUUCUCGAUCUGUGGUCCGUGUCUUAUCUCAUUGGCCACCGUCUACCGGGAGCGUGAAAAGCCGAAAUAAGAAGAGAGUAGAAACAAGGAGACCCACUCUCUCUCUCUGUGAAGUAGCGGUCAGAAAAGACGACCGGGGCCAUUCCGAGAGAUAGUAGAUUUCGAUGUUGGAGUGCGUGGCGUGAGUCGCGCCUGCAGUUGUCGUCUCUAGAGUCGAGUUCCUUGUGGUGCGGCUCUGUGUGUGUGUGUGUGUGUGUGGACAUUGGACGAGCAAGUGGACCGGAACCCAGUGGCCCAUACAGCCCAGAGCCGAAGGAAGGAAUAAGCAAAUCCAAUCCAAUCUUCUCGCUUCCGGCUUGACGUGGCGAUUUGUCAAGAGAACCGACCCGUCGUUAUCCGCGGCCAUCCGCCUUUUGCGCCCUGGCAACACACAAAUACAAAAGAGAAGGUGUGCAAGGAUCGAAUGGGCAAACGUCUGGAGCCAAUAGGACGAGAAGCCCGCACGACGGCCCUCCGUAAUCGAGGCACGGGCCAAAAGAAAUGUCUCCACUUUUAUUGCACUUGCUAGUCAGUGCAGACGCUCAGCAGUUUCUUGCGCUUGGCCGUGGCAACAGCAACCAGCAGCCGCAGCCGCAAACCCGAAUGUCAUCACCGCACGUCGACGACCGUCGAUCCUAACCAGAGAGAAAGAAAAAAGGCAUGAAAAAUGCCAGUGAGACGCGCAAGAGUCUUUUGGGCCUAUUCGUCACCGUCGUUUAUCUGACACGGGACCGUGCGUGACUCGAUGAAGUGCCAACAGUAGUGAAACGACGUCGCUCUGGGAUAAAGGAGGAGGCCGCAAAGAAUAAACGAGGGAAGGAAGGAAGAAAAAAGAACUUGGUUCCAAAUGUGAGAAAGAGAAGAGAAAUAAACUUCAUUUUUUGCUACAGUGCGCUUUUCUGUUCUAGACCGACAGACGGGAGGAUUGAGUACCCAAAUCUCAUCAUCUGCCUCUAUAAAUAACUGCAACAUUUUCUCGUGAAUUUUUUUGGGAAAUCAAGUGCGGGAAUUAUUCUGAAAAAAGAGAAACCGACGAGUGGCGGGAAUUUUAAAAAUCCCUUUUUCCAAAAAAAUCAAACUUUUUUUUGUUUAUCCGGAGGUCUAGCCAACCUACAAAUAUUGAAAGGAAAAAAGGGCUGAAGUGAAAAUCAAAUUGAACUCUUUGGAGUAGAAAAAUGGCGGCCAACAGUUUGCGCGUCUUCUUUCAAAGUUUACUCUCGGGACCAGCUCAGUCAAUUCAUCAGAAACGUCACAUCAAUCAGACGUCGUCCUGGCUGCCCCCCAUUGACAAUUGGAAUGGAAGCAUCCAGGCCGGUGCCAGCGGAGGCACGUCGCUGCCCUACGGCUGGGAGGCGGCCACCGACCGAGAAGGCAAAGCCUACUUCAUCAACCACUUGAACAAAACGACGACCUACGAGGAUCCGCGCAAGGAUUGGGGCGAAGAGCCGCCGCAGCCGCGCGAAGUCGAACUCUCCCGCCAUCCGGAACUGGGAUUCGGUUUUGUGGCCGGCAGCGAAAAACCAGUCAUUGUUAGGUUCGUGACGGAAGGCGGCCCGAGCGUGGACAAACUGCUGCCAGGCGAUCAAAUUUGGAGAAUCAACGGGGAGGACGUCAAGAAUGCUCCGCGCGAUCACGUCAUUCAAUUGGUCCGCUCCUGUAAAGAGACGGUCCACCUCGCCGUGUGCCAGCCGCCGUUGGACAACUCGACGCGCAAAUCCGCUUUGCUCAGUGCGGCCAAGAAAGCCAAGCUGAGAAAUAAUCCAUCUCGCGUCCGCUUUGCCGAAGGCGUCGUGAUUAACGGCACCACAUUGCCGUUGAGCCAAUCGCUGAGCCGGGAAGAUCCUUGCCCGCCGCUCAUGCCCAACGUGAUGAAAGUCUACCUGGAGAACGGGCAGACGAAAUCGUUCAAGUACGACUCGGCCACCACCGUCUCCGACGUCCUCAACUCGCUACAGCAGAAACUCGGCUUCAAAUCGAUGGACAACUUUUCGCUGUGCGUCGAGCACGUCAAGAGCAUCCGCAAAAACAAGUUGACGCUGCUCGAUCCGGCCGAAUCUCUCGCCUGGAUUGCGGCCAGGCCGGGCGCUCACAAUCUCCGCUGCAUGUUGCGAAUAGCUUUCCUACCGAAAGACGCCUACGACUUGCUAAGGAAAGACACGGGAGGCUUCGAGUACCUCUUCAUGCAAUGCUGCAAUGACGUCGUUCAGGAGAGGUUCGCUCCCGAGCUCAAGUACGACAUCGCCUUGCGAAUUGCCGCCCUUCACAUGCACCAGCAUGCGCUUACCAACAAGAUGCAGGGCAAGCUCACCGUGAAGAAUAUCGAGCGCGAAUACGGGCUGGAACGGUUCGUGCCCACCUCGCUGGUCGAGGCGAUGAAGCGCAAGGAGUUGCGCAAAUUGCUCUCGCACUUUUUCAAAGUCAAUCAACAACUGACGGCGCCCGGGCAGAAGCAGUUGACCGUCCUACAGGCCAAGCUCCACUACCUCAAAAUCAUUGCCGAACUGCCCAGCUACGGCGCGAAAUGUUUUUCCACCAACUUCAAGUCGGAUUCGAAUGUUGAGACUGUGAUAUUGGUCAGCCCCAAAUUCGGCGUUAGUCAAAUAUCCGGAAUGCGGAGCAGUGCGCCUUUGACGCUGUGCAACGUUGAAGACAUCACUUCAUUGAACGUCCGACGCGAGGAUGAACUGACGCAGUACGUUGAAAUUCGCCUGAAAGAUCCCGAUAAGGAGACAUUGUUGCUAAGCCUUGAGGAACGUGACGCUGAAGAAAUCAUUCUAGUUUUGCGGGGCUAUCACAAACUAGCCACUGAUCGCGUCUUGCCCGUCCAUCGAGAAAGGAGUCGCUGGACCCAGGAUUCCGCUCCUCCGUAUCACACUCGUCACACGGUCCUCCCUUCUCCGUGGAGCUUUGUGGAUCGCACGACCGCUCCUCCCUGUGGCGCUUCCGAACCGGAAGAGAAAUUGGUCCGCUACGCUGAUCUCUCCGUUCCGCCGCCUUAUCACCCACCGCCACAAGGUUUCCAGUUGCCCAGCAACCGCUAUCCAUCGCACGGCGAGCCCGACGAGGGAGCGAUCGGUGAAAGGGAAUUUGACGAUCCAUUCGAUCCCACCUUGACCUACGACAGUCCGCGUGAUCUCCGCGGAGUGUCGCUAGCUUUGAGUCCGCAGCACGGCAGCAACAAGGUGGACAGCAACAUGAACAAGCCAUUACCCAACAACAACGUCGAGUCGUCUUCGGCGGCCGGACCGACGGCCACAUUCAAGAACCGGUUGCCCGUCUUGUCUUCGGUUUCGUCGAGGGAAAUCCCAGCCGCCCGUCGCGUUUCCACCCUGGAGACGGCGGUGCCCAGUCACAAGCUCGGCUUUGACAUGCCCAGCGUUGUGUCGAUGGAGAUCCUGGAGUCGCAGCAGCAGCAAACUGAAAUGCUGGUCCAGCAGUUGGCCGACUGCUCGGAGGCCCGCAACGACGCAGUCAUCCAACGCGUCUCGGAACUCAAACGCCUGGUGGAAGACGCCGAGCAGUACCUGACGGGCGAUCGCAGCAGUCGAGUCUCGGACGUGGAGACGUCCAGCCUCUUGUCGGACAUGUCUCAAUUGUCUAAAACCGAGUCGGACCAGUCGGGUAGCGGCGCAGGUGCUGGGUACGGUCGUCUCCGGCACAGCGACUCGCUUCUCCUUCUGACGCAGGGACAGAAACAACUUUCACUGCCGGACAAUUCGACCAUUUUGCUGGACGCUGCCGAUCACGCGUCCAGCAGCGACACAGAUUCGGUCAGCACGACCCCCAACCAGACGCCCACUCACAGUCCGUCUCAGCGACCCAAGUCGGCUGAAGGUCUGAAACAUGGCCCGUCGUCCAGACCGCCUUCGAUGCUGAAGCCCAGCGACUCGAGCUUUGGUCUCCACAGCCCGGACGUCAUUCCUAGCGUGUCCGGCCACGAAGACAAAGAUUUGGAGGGUUUACUUCGACGCCUGCAGGAUGAUCUUCCACUGGCCGAAGGAUCGCUCAUCUACCUCGAUCCGGACAUCAUUGAUUUGACCAUGAUUCCACCACCCAUCACGCCCGAAGAGGACGGACUCAAAAUGAAAUUUCCGGCCACCAUCAACGAACCGCCGACUCCUUUCGCUGAUCGAGAUUCCCUGGAGAACGAGCUGGCCGCCAUGAAAUCGACGCCGUCCGGCGCCGUCCGUGGACGUCCAACGCCAUCUGAUCUUGGUGAAUUGCAGGACUUGACGGACUUGGCCCAGUGGUCCGAUGUAGUCUCGGAUUCUUCGUGCCUAAACAGCAGCACGGAGAGGGACUUUCACGACUCGGAAGACACGUUUUCCCUGAGUGGGGUCAGCACCCGCUCCGUCAGUUCACUGGCCAGCUCAGUCCGUGCUGGCUCCACGUCCAGCUUAGCCGUCCAAACUUUGACGGAGAGUAAGAGGCGCUGGAUAGCCGACGAGAAGCGUAAACAUCUGACGGCCAACCCAGAACUGGACAAGUUUCUAUCAACAGUAGCUGUCCCUUUACCGCCCAGCAGCGGCAACAAGUCGUCAACUCAGACCGGAUCAGGCGAUUUUAGCAGUGAAGAUCUUUCGGCUUACAUCAUUCCACCUCCGCCGGCCAAUGCCAGCAACACGUCCAACAACGGGCUGGUCAUCCUGCAGAAACUCUACGCCGCCCGUGAAGGGAUUUUCCAGGUGAUGAGGGAGGAAACUCCGGUCGUCGUCAACAGCGGUCCAACACAACAACAACAACACGGCGGCAAACACUUUGACGAAAAGGACCGUGUCAUGGUUGAAAUGAAAGUUCGUUUCGAGCAGCGGGAGCCCAACCACGGGGUGUCGGCCAAAAUUGGCGAGAUGCAGCGCUUGCUGACUUCGUCCAAUAACUCUACGUCCGUCACGGAGACGGUCACCGUUGCUACAUCCAGUUCGAAUGUCGUUUCCACCAAAGGUACCACACCGGACCUUAGUCCGGCAUCCAGCCACUCUUCCGGCUAUGGAUCGCUCAAGUCGAUUGCCGACUGUUCGAAUAACCCACCUCCGGAAUUGCCCGCUCGUCAGCCAGCUGGGCAGUUUAGUCCGCGCAAGAAUGGAUUUGUUCACUUCAAAAUGCCCGCGCUUAACCCGUUGAACGGUGCUCUAAAAGCCCCCGGUUAUGGACCCUCGUUCAGAUCGGCUUUUAUCGAUGACGACGACGAGGAAGACGAGGAUAUUCCUCCACCACCACCGCCGCCAAGGAAUCCUAUCCCGAGAAUGAUCAUUGCCGCCGCUGCUGCCGCCAAUGCUCGACUUCCGGCACCUGGGAAAAUCGCGGAAACUGCAGUGGCACCACCUCCAGGUCUCCUCACUAAAUCCUCCUCUCAGGGUGAUCUCUUGGGGCGUGUUUCGUCGACGACGCUCUCUUCCGGCCGGAUGAGCGACCCUCAUCGCUUAAGGAUGGAUGAAAUGGGGACCCACGUUACUGGAGUCAAGGGCAUGUCGGCCUCGACGGAAAGCAUCUCAACAGUUCACAAGAAUGGGCAAAGUGGCUCCUCAUCGCCUUCCAAGCUGAGCAUGGCAUCCAGCAGCGACUCUAUUGGAUCCAACGCCAGUGUGGCCACGGUCAAAAACUCUCCGGGCAGCAUCGCUGCAGGUACUUCCAGUAUUGUGUCGGCAAAAGAAACAGACAACACGCCUCCAUUACCUCCACGCAAUAGCCCGACACGAGUGAUCAUGCCAAAGCUCGCCGUCACACCUCAGACUGAAUCGACAAUGAAAAGUGCGGUGGCUAAUCGAGUAGCGCGCCCAGUGGUAGAUUCAAGACCUACACCACCUGUCACUAAUACGUCACCCACUCAAAGGCCUCCAGCGCUGCCGUCCCGGCUCCGCAAGCCUGUCCCGGUGACCAGCCCGCAGAAACCAUCACCGCCGUCGAUGGCGUCGAAUAGCAACGGCCCGGUCAAUGUCCGCAGUCCGGUGACUAAAGCGGCAGCUCCUCCUCCACCACCGAUCAAGUCAACACCUCCGUCGAGUCCCAAUCACUACGCAGUGCCCAGCGUCAUGAAAACGGCCAACGAAAGUCCGUCCAAACGGUCGGAAUAUCAGACCCCCGUCGUUGCCCGUGCCCCGCGGUCCGCAGUUGCACCUCCCCCGCCAUCUAGUAGCAGCCGAAUCGGGCAGCCGGGAGCCCCGCUUAGCACUAGCAGCCCCAAGCUCGGAGGCCGGAACAACGCCAGCAUUGGCAACAACGUCAUUAGUUUAAAUAUACGAGUGGAGGGGAAAGGUGCACCUGGUCAGGACUUGCCGUCGUGGACCAACAACAGUCCCAACCACCGCAAGCCCGGAAGUGGUGUCGCCGUGCCGGAGAGAGACAACGGCUCGCUGGAUUCGGGCAGCUUCGAACAAGAUUCGUUGGACGGCAGCACGGAUUUCGAUCUUUCGACUCUCAUCUGUCAGUCGGAGCAGGCGGUCACACGAGUCAUUUCGCGACUGGCCGUUCCGCUGGCAGCUAAAGCUGAGCAACCGCAUCCGCAGGGCGACGAAGAUUUGGGUCAAAUCGAAGCGGCCCGGGAGAGAUUGAUUAACGAGUCGCGGCAAUUUGUCACGGCCUCGAAAAUGUUUGUGAAGAGCGUCACUGAUUCCCCGCAGACGAUGGCCGUCUGUCUCUCGCAAUGCGUCGUGCUCAUCGAGCGCAUGGGCGUGGCCGUCGAGGACGUGUCUCAGCGGGAGCAGAACCGCGAUUUGCCUCCGAAAGUCCGCGACGUGGCUCGAGCCUUCCUGCACACGCUCAAGGCGGCGGCGGAAGCGUCCGGACAGGGAGUCAGCGAUCCGAGCAUGGGCCGUCUGAUGGGCAAGGCUACCGCCUUGGCCGGCGUUCUCACCAUACUGAUGCGAUCCUUGCGACCGUGAACGUCGUCAUGGCCUUUUGAAUUUGCGCCGCUUAAAGAAUGCGUAAAGGUGACAAUCACGUAACUGUCUCUCACGCCUGUCAAUGCACCAUCCUAUUAUGAGUUUCACGGGCUUACCCGGUGAACUGUGUCACUCGGAUCGGCAGUAAUUUGCUGGAGUGUUGCUUGUGUGUAAAGUAAAUAGGAAAUGGUUCGUUUGUGAUGAAAUUGUUUAAUAACGAAAACCGUCAAGAUCCUUUCGGGAAAAUCACGAGCUCGAAACUCCCCAAGUGAUUUUGGAGAGGGACUGGAUUGUGUCAUGUGUAAGCCUAAUUGUUUUGUAUUGUAUUUGGAUAUUAUCAAUUUGAUUCCCUGACGCCACACGUGAGUAUAUCGUGCGGUUCUGUGUGUCGUUAUUGACUCGUUUUGUAACUCGAUUUAUGCUAGUCGCCAAACGUUAUUCGAAUGGACACCCUCCUCGAAGACGGGCAACAAGCAACAGACUUGAGAUAAGUUAUUUGUUAAGAGUAAUCCCAGCAAUUUAUUUACCCGGCGAAUCUUCAUUUGUGUUUCAAAACAAAUAUAGAAAUCAUUACUCGGCGGUCUGAUUUCUUCAAUCGCAUGUCAAAUUCGAGAAGUAAAUAUUCUUCGUUGAAACGUUGACGAAAAAUGAAUCGUUCUCUCGAGCUCUGUCAAUCACUGCGUAACUAUUUACUAUUUUCAACAUACGAAUGUUAUCCAUAUUUGUUAGUUCUGUUCACGUUUUUAUUACUUUGUCUUGCAUAAUAUAACAGGAGCAAAAACUGCUGCUUAUCACAGUGGAACUGUCAAAGUAUAUAUCAUUUAUAGGAGUUUGAAUGAUAUCACGCUAUGCCACUCUUACCUUUUUUCAUCAAACUACAUUCUGUCCUUCCUUUUCUGUAAAGAAGAGAAAAUGUAAAUAAACAAUGAAACAUA
Molecule: messenger RNA, 10128 nt
Organism: Daphnia pulicaria
Lineage: Eukaryota; Metazoa; Arthropoda; Branchiopoda; Diplostraca; Daphniidae
Exons: 16
Coding region: 3491-9193 (1900 amino acids)
Cellular component (GO): cytoskeleton
Molecular function (GO): protein binding
Source: RefSeq, a predicted model, not a curated record